AUGGCCCCCGCCCGAUCAAUCGCUCUCGUGGCCUCGGCCGCCAUUCCGGCUGCAAUGGCUGCCACCAGCGGCUCGUUGACCGCUCUCGCCAUGAAUGUCGCCGGCCUCCCCGCAAUCCUGCAGGGCAAUGAUGUGCCCGGCGACAAGACGACAAACACGGCCUCCAUUGGCACCAAGUUUUCCGAGUUGGGCUACGACAUCAUCCACGUCCAGGAAGACUUCAACUACCACGCAACUCUGUACGAGUACGACACCCACCCCUACCGGACCGCAACCAGCGGCGGUGUUCCCUUCGGCUCCGGCUUGAACACCCUGUCCAACUUCGACUGGAUAGAUUUCGAACGCAUCAAGUGGGCUACAUGCUCCAGUGCCUCUGGCGCCGAUUGCCUGACUCCCAAGGGCUUCACCUUCAUGCGCGCCAAGGUCGAUGAAGGUGUUUGGAUUGACGUCUACAACUUGCACACGGAUGCUGGCAUCGAAGACGACGACGAAGCCGCCCGCACGGCCAACGUCAAGCAAGUCGCCGACCACAUCGACGCCUACUCUGCCGGCAACGCCGUCCUCGUCUUCGGCGACACCAACUCGCGCUACACGCGCGUGGCCGACAACAUCGCCCUCUUCACCACCCAAAACGGCCUCACCGACGCCUGGGUCGAGCUCGAGCACGCGGGCACCCCGCCCUCGGAAGAACUCCUCUGCGCCAACCCCUCGACCACGGACGCCUGCGAGACGGUCGACAAGCUCUUCUACCGCGGCUCGCGCCUCCUCUCCCUCUCCGCCACCGACUUCUCCUACGCCUCCCCCGACUUCCUCCAAGCCAACGGCUCCAUCCUCUCCGACCACAACCCCAUCCUCGUCUCCCUCGACUGGUCCGUCGCCGACGCCUCGCUCCGCCAGUCGGGCUACUGGGGCGGGCCCCACGGCACGUGGUUCAACGACGCCGCCACCGGCGGCGCCCUGCCCGCCGCGCCUCCCCCCGCCGGCGCCACCCUCACCCUCGCCGGCGCCAACCGCCUCGACAGCAUCGCCCUCAACCUCACCGACGGCACCGCCCUCGCCCACGGCGGCGCCGGCGGCACCCCGCAGUCGCUGGUGCUGGAGAGCGGUGAGAGCGUCAACGGCCUGAAGCUGUGCCAGGAUAAGUAUGAGAACCAUACGCGCAUCUUUUACGCGCAGGCGAGCACGACGAGUGGGAGGACGGUCGCGGCCGGCACGGAGACGAGCGAUUGCGUCACGUAUGAGGCGCCGAGCGGGUUUGGGUUGGUUGGGUUUGCGGGCCGGGCCGGGGAUGAGGUGGAUCAGUUGGCGGCGGUUUGGGGGAAGCUUUGA
This is a messenger RNA of Diplodia corticola, 1329 nucleotides long. Its product is annotated as endonuclease exonuclease phosphatase family protein. Bases 1 to 1329 code for a protein of 442 amino acids. Gene Ontology annotation, cellular component: cytoplasm. The record is from RefSeq and is a predicted model, not a curated record. The transcript has 2 exons. Lineage: Eukaryota; Fungi; Ascomycota; Dothideomycetes; Botryosphaeriales; Botryosphaeriaceae. Gene Ontology annotation, molecular function: sphingomyelin phosphodiesterase activity.